AUGAAUAGGAUAAGAGGGGGAAUUGAAGAGAGCAAGGAGAUUAGCCCUAUGUUUCCAAGGUUGCAUGUUAAGGAUGCAGAGAAAGGAGGACCAAAAGCACCCCCUAGGAAUAAGAUGGCACUCUAUGAACAAUUCAGCAUCCCUUCUCAAAGUUUUGCAUCAGGAUCAGCGUCCUUGUUUCCACUCCCGCUCAGAAACUACACAGGUCCUCCAUCAUCAAGCCAUAUCAGUUGCAACCAAAGCAUCCAAUUCACCUCCAAUGCACCUUCUAUUUUGGCUGAGAAGGGUCAACCUUACAAUUCCAGAAGGACUAACUUAACCAAAUACACGCAAGACAAUUUCAUCAACAGCAGUAAGAAUCCUCUGAAAGAACUUGAUGGUGAAGAUGUUUUUAUAACUUCUCGUUCUGCAAACGGAAAAAGCUCAUGCUUUAGCAUCAUCCAAAAUAAUAAAGAUGAAGACAAACUUGCUGGUUGUAAUUUGAGCUGCUCCUUUAAAAGUAUGAAUUCAUUUAGAAAGAAGGUGAAUUCACCUGCGGUUGUAGACCUGAAGUCAGCACAAUAUGGGAAGAUCCAGAUGGAGGAGCUUUCGAAAGUGAAUCAAAAUGGUCCAAAGCCAGAGGAAGUGCUCUCCUUAGAUGGUUUUGGUGAUCUGACAGAUGCAUCAUUAAUUUCAUUGGUGAAAUGUAGGGAUUCUAAAUCAUCGAAUAAAGAACAUAGAUCUUCAAAGGAUGAAAUUAGAAGUAUUUCAGUAGAUAGCUUGAAAACGUUGCAAGGUAGCAGUGUCCAUACACAUGAAGAACAUGCAGCUUUUGGGGACAAAAUCAACUCAAGGGACCGUCACAUUGAGAAGCCAGCUGCUAGUGAUGUCCACAAAUGUUCUGGUGAGUUAGAAAUUGGUAGCAGGUUCUUCCUUGAAAAGGGAGCUGGGAAUGAAGAUGAGGAAACAUCAGUUAUGCAUAUUUCCCCAGACAAUGUUGUAGGAGCUAUAGGUGAACAGCAAUUUUGGAAAGCCAGAAGAACAAUCGUCAACCAACAGAAAAUCUUUGUCAUGCAAGUGUUUGAGUUGCAUAGACUGAUAAAGGUGCAAAGAUUAAUUGCAGGCUCACCCCAUAUAUUGCUUGUAGAUAACCUUUUACUUACCAAGCCACCACCAAAAACAUCAACAACCAAGAAAUUUCAAUCUGACUUUGAUGGCGAAAAACCAUCCUCAGUUGUUAAACUUGACAGUAAAUCCGGGAAGGCCACUACUGCUGAGAAUGCUACAAACAGUGCAGUUGGGAAGAUUCCCAUUCCUUGUGUCAACAACAUAACCAAAGGCCAUGCUAAUCAGCUGUCAAGCUAUGGACAUCAUUUAGGAAACCUUCCAAUAGCCUCCUCAGAUACAAAUUCCAAACAGUCCCCAAGCUAUGUCUACCCCCCACCACCAGGAAACCAGUGGCUAGUUCCUGUCAUGUCCCCAUCUGAAGGUCUAGUAUACAAACCAGUCAUAGGGCCAUGCCCUCCAAAUGCAGGCUUCAUGGCACCCAUAUACGGCACCUGUGGCUCAGUGAGCUUCAAUCCUUUAAGCAAAGAUGCAUCUUCAGAAGCAGCUCUUGCUCCAAGCUCUCACCAAAAGUUAGGAAUCCUUUCUGGUUCAUCUUUGCCCCAGUUCUUACCACCACCAUUCAUUCAUAAUCCAUCUUCUAUAGCAGCUUCAGCUGUUGAGCAAAUGGGGCAGUCCAAUGGUCCUGAAAACCACAACUCAUGUGGAGAAGUCAAUUCUGCCAUACUAUACCAAAGCUCAUCUACCAUGUCCAGUCCCACAAGCCAAGUGAUGUCAAGAAACGUAUCAACUUACCACUCACCGAAAGAUAAAGAACCACAAAGAAGCACAGCUAGCAGUCCUUCCAAGAGGAUGAGUGCUGGAGAAGUCCUUCCUUUGUUUCCUUUGGCACCAACAUUUUUGCAAUCAGAAGAUAGGAACACACAGGUUGAACUGCAGCCAAGAGUAAUCAAAGCCAUGCCUCACAAUCCAAAAUCAGCCAGUGAAUCAGCUGCAAGGAUAUUCAGGUCAAUACAAGAAGAGAGGAAACAUUUGUAA
Sphenostylis stenocarpa is the source of this 2082-nucleotide messenger RNA. The record is from the annotation of a GenBank genome assembly. NCBI's taxonomy places the organism in Eukaryota, Viridiplantae, Streptophyta, Magnoliopsida, Fabales, Fabaceae.